AUGCUUCGAUGUAAGAUUAAACAAAUGGAUGUUUGCUUUUUUUGGUUAAAUAGUAAAAGAUAUAAUAGCAUAAUAAAAAGAGAGCAAUCUAACGAGGGAAAAAAUUGUUACAUAAAAGAUGAGGAAUUAAAAAAAAACUUUGAAAAAAUCUCUAAGGGUUCUCCCCCUAGGGCAAAAAUAAAUAAUAUAAUAAAUUUUUUAAUGAGAUCUAAUAUAUUAUCAAAUACAUGGUCGAAAUUAGAAAUAAUAGAUGAAAUGUAUAAACGUAAAAUUGAUAAAGAAUUAUCAUUUCAUAUAAAUGUAUUAUAUGGAAUGGGUUCAAAGGGAAUAAAUUUAAAUAAGAAGGGAAUAAUCCCUCCUAUACUUUUUUUACCCUUAAUAGAUUAUGAACAAUUCAAAUAUUUUGUAAAGGUUAUGGAAAUUGCUGAUCGGGAGAAAACUUAUAAUAUACACAAACAACAAGAAUAUCUCCAUAACUUUUUUAAAAAAUAA
Plasmodium reichenowi is the source of this 492-nucleotide messenger RNA. RefSeq lists its product as hypothetical. The record is from RefSeq and is a predicted model, not a curated record. The coding region runs from base 1 to 492 and encodes 163 amino acids. The transcript is spliced from 2 exons. Lineage: Eukaryota; Apicomplexa; Aconoidasida; Haemosporida; Plasmodiidae.